Messenger RNA from Mollisia scopiformis, 486 nucleotides. RefSeq lists its product as uncharacterized. The coding region runs from base 1 to 486 and encodes 161 amino acids. NCBI's taxonomy places the organism in Eukaryota, Fungi, Ascomycota, Leotiomycetes, Helotiales, Mollisiaceae. The record is from RefSeq and is a predicted model, not a curated record. The transcript is spliced from 2 exons.
AUGUCUACUCGAUCCUUAGUUUUCCGCCCGCACAAGCAAGAACCCGCUCAAUCUAUACAACCUACACAUGAUCCAGCUUUCAAUAGCGCAAUCAGGACAUAUGUUGUACAGGGAUACCAGACGCACCGCCUCGGCUCGAGACUUUGGGACUGCGCAACAUGUGGCCGAGAUGCCACAGAUAUCUACCGCUCGGCCAUAUCAUUCCUCCUUCCGUACACAUCAAGAACGGUGGACUUUCUUAUACCCGCUUGCAAGUCCUCCGGAUGUCACCAUCACGCCUCAAAAAUGGCACAUGAGUUCGGCAAGACCGCAAUGCCUGGAGAAGCCGUCGAGGAAUGCGUGAACUGCGGAGCAAGAUCUGGAGUUCACCUUUGCGGUAGCUGCACAUUCUCUCACUCUGCGUGGACCGGCACCAAGCGUAAAGCUCCUCCCCAGCAAAGACAGAAACCUCGCCACGGUACGCAGCAGGACGAAGUCAAGCAUUGA